Lichtheimia ornata is the source of this 327-nucleotide messenger RNA. RefSeq lists its product as uncharacterized. NCBI's taxonomy places the organism in Eukaryota, Fungi, Mucoromycota, Mucoromycetes, Mucorales, Lichtheimiaceae. The transcript has 4 exons. Bases 1 to 327 code for a protein of 108 amino acids. The record is from RefSeq and is a predicted model, not a curated record.
AUGCUUCCGAGUGUUAUCUUAAUCUCUGUGAUAAGGCAUCAGCUACAAGAUUGUUUCUUGACAAUGAUUACUGCCAAUGCACUUGCUGUCACUAUCAGUGGAUUAGGUAGGAUGUUGAAACCAAAGCUACCCAAAGGCUUGCCCAUUGCAGAACAAAGACUUGAUACAUCUUACAUUGACGUGCCUAUCAAAGAGAAGCACCAGUAUCGUUAUCAUCCUAGCAUUGUUUGGAAGAAUCCUCCUGGCGAAUCACAACAUGAACAAUUCUUAACCUGGUGGAGAAGCGGAUCAAGUCGGCAGUCAAGACAUGUUCCAAGUUGCCUUUGA